AUGGGACGCUCCAUUGAGGAUGAUGGCGCCAAACAAGGCGUCCAGCACGUGGAACGAGAUGAUGCUGUCACCGACAUCAUCAAGUCGGCGGAUCACUGCGACUUGGAGCGAGUCGAAGAGACUCAACCUGGCACCUUUGUCUGGCUCUGUGUUGCGGCAACCGCCAUCGGUGGAAUGCUAUUCGGUUACGACACCGGAGUCAUCUCCGGAGUUCUUGUAGUCAUUGGCACAGACCUAGAAGGAAAGGAGUUGACUCACUCAGAGAAGGAGUUGAUCACAGCUCUGACCGCGGCCGGAGCCCUCAUUGGUGCUGUUAUUGCAGGUAUCACAGCCGACAAAUACGGAAGAAAACCAGCCAUCUGGUUUGCGUCCGUUCUUUUCACCCUUGGAGCUCUGAUCCAGGCAACAUCCUACACUGUUGCGCAAAUGGCGGCUGGACGUCUUAUCAUCGGCUUUGGCGUUGGGUCCGCUUCUAUGAUCGUACCGUUGUACAUUGCAGAAAUUUCUCCAGCCCGGUUCCGAGGUCGUAUGAUCUCAGUCGAUAUGAUAUUUCUCGGCGCCGGCUCGGUCCUUGCCUAUGCCUUUGCCGCAGCGUUCUACACCACACCCCACGGUUGGAGAUAUAUGGUCGGCAUUGGAGGCAUCCCUUCAAUCAUCCUUGGAGUUCUCCUGUUUUGGUGCCCCGAGUCCCCUCGGCAGCUUAUGUUUCACGACCGCCGGGAAGAAUGCAUUCGCGUACUGAAGCAAAUCUAUCCUCAUGGCAGAGAGGACGAAAUUGCCGACAAAGUUGUGUCUAUCGAGCGCGGUGUAAACCAGUCGAAGGCACUAAACGAAGAGAUCUCCCUCCGGAAGUCCGUUACAAGUCUCUGGACCGUCCGAGCCAACUUGCGAGCCGUCAUUGCUGCCUGUGGUCUUAUGGCAUUCCAGCAGCUUUGUGGAUUCAACACGCUAAUGUACUACUCGAGCACUCUAUUUGAUAUUGUGGGAUUCUCGAACCCCAUCGCUGUGGGAACAGUUGUGGCCGGGACAAACUUCAUCUUUACAGUAUUGUCAAUCUUCCUCAUCGACCGGGUCGGGCGCCGAAGACUUCUGCUUUGGACCAUGUGGGGCAUGCCGGUGUGCCUCGCCAUAGCAGCCAUUGCUUUCCACUGGAUCCCUCUAGACAACGACACUCUCAAGCUGACUUCUCAAGAGGUGGGCUGGCCAGCCAUAUUGGUGUUGGUAGCCAUGAUCAUGUUCGUUGCCUUCUACGCCGCCGGGCUGGGAUGUGUGCCCUGGCAAGCCAACGAGUUCUUGCCUAUGGAAGUUCGGGCGAUGGGAACCAUGAUGAUUAAUAUCUUCAACUGGGGACCUAACAUCAUCGUGUCUUCCACAUUCUUAUCAAUGAUGCGGGGCAUGACUCCAUCUGGCACCUUUGGGUUUUAUGCCGGCUUGUCAUUUAUGGGCUGGGUAUUUGUUAUCUUCUGUUAUCCCGAGGCAGCAAACAUGACAUUGGAAGAAAUUAGGGUAGUAUUUGAGCAUGGCUUUGGCGUAAGGUACGCUGAAGAGUGGCGAAAGCAGAGGAGACUUGCUAUCCAAUCCUGCAAAGAAAACAAUAAAGUCUAG
Molecule: messenger RNA, 1605 nt
Organism: Colletotrichum destructivum
Lineage: Eukaryota; Fungi; Ascomycota; Sordariomycetes; Glomerellales; Glomerellaceae
Product: Putative major facilitator, sugar transporter, major facilitator superfamily
Exons: 2
Coding region: 1-1605 (534 amino acids)
Biological process (GO): myo-inositol import across plasma membrane
Cellular component (GO): membrane
Molecular function (GO): myo-inositol:proton symporter activity
Source: RefSeq, a predicted model, not a curated record